Eruca vesicaria subsp. sativa (arugula) is the source of this 927-nucleotide messenger RNA. The record is from the annotation of a GenBank genome assembly. NCBI's taxonomy places the organism in Eukaryota, Viridiplantae, Streptophyta, Magnoliopsida, Brassicales, Brassicaceae.
AUGGCAACGAACUUUAAGCUCCACAACACCAAACUCCGCGAUAACAAUGAGAUAGCAAAACUAUUCAACUGGAGACAAAAGAAGCCCGUCUGGGAGAAAGACAAGACCGAGAUCGCCUUGCAAGUGGAACAAGUCAUGGCCACUCUUGAACUCGCUGUAGAAGACGACGUGGAUCUCAACAAACAAGGCAAACCUGCGACCAAUAAGCUUAUCAAGUUACCUAUCCUCGUCGCCGCUCUAUCCAAGAAAAAUCUUCAAGCCGAGUUCUUGGACCAUGGAGUGCUUAACCAUCUCAAGAACUGGCUCGAGCCACUUCCUGAUGGCAGCUUGCCUAAUAUCAACAUCCGGACAUCUAUCUUGCGUGUUCUUGAAGAUUUAAGUAUCGUGUUAGGCAAGGAACAAGAGUUUAGAAGAGAACAGUUCAUCAAGAGCGGUUUAGCCAAGGUUGUCCUCUUCUUAUGGAAGUCUGAUGAAGAGACUAGGGUUAACAGAAGAUUAGCUAAUGACUUGGUUAAUAGAUGGGGACAUAUGGUUUAUGAUAAGAGCACGAGAUAUGAGAACAUGUUGAGUCAGGAGGAACGUGAGGAGCAAGAUAGGAUGCUUUUAAGAAGACAGAACAUGCAGAGGGCUAAAGAAACAAGAGUUAGGCACUUUGAUGUUGAUAUUGACUUCUCUGAGGAUGCAAAACCCAAGGUGUUGUUGCCUGGUGGAGGAGGAGUGGGAAGAACGAUAGUACCAACGGCAAUGUUGAUGGACUUUGUGCUGCGUCCUGGACCGAAACAUGACAAGAAACUUGAAGCUCGUGCUAAGAUGCAAGUUGAUAAAGGAAGGUAUGAUAGUCUAAUGAAGAAGCGAAGGGAGAUCAUGAAGACGAGCCAGCAAGCUUUGAAGAUUUCUGUAGGGUCGCACAUAGCCAAAGUAUACUAG